AUGGAAAUUUUAAUGGAAAAAGGAGUUGUUGAGAAUGGUGUUGUCGCGCAAGAUAAUACACAAAUUCGAAAUCUAUGGGCAAUUAGAGAAGGGAUACCCGAGGCCGGUGGUAAGGCCGGUUCGGUGUAUAAAUAUGAUCUAUCUAUACCAGUACCAGUUUUUUACAAUAUAAUUGAAGAUAUGGGAAAUAGGUUAAAGGAUGCUGGUAUAUUUGGCAAGGAUAAACUUGUAACAGAUGUUGUUGGGUACGGUCACAUUGGUGAUGGUCUAAUGAAAGCUGAUUGUAUAGGAUAUUCUAAAUCACAAAAAAUGAUCAGCAUGAUGAAGCAGAUAAAACAAAGUAUUGAUCCAAAUGGUAUCAUGAAUCCUUAUAAAUAUAUUUUAUAA
Messenger RNA from Racocetra fulgida, 387 nucleotides. The record is from the annotation of a GenBank genome assembly. Lineage: Eukaryota; Fungi; Glomeromycota; Glomeromycetes; Diversisporales; Gigasporaceae.